CCGGGACGGCUAUAUGAUCUUCUUGCCAGCCCACAUCGUCCAUGUUUUCCCACGUUCCUUUCGAUCUCGCACUGGUCUGAGCAGCCUCAUGCUCGCAACGGGGAAGGUCCGGGACCUCGCCAUUGGAAUGAAGUCGGGCUUGGGCAUGUGAACCACCAGGAGCGGGGCAAUUUUUAUAUAACAGCCGCCAGGUCCGCAAGAAUGCUUCCUAGCUCCUAAAAACUGAUGGCAAACAUGACUGAGGAAGCCGGACACACUGUCCUGAAAACCGGCGUGGAGACUCGAAUAGCAUUAGCAUCAGAUGACAACGGACAACGUUCCGAUAGCCCGGUGUUGCGAAACCGCGCCAAGCGGGCGUUUUUCCGUGUUAGGAUUCCAGAUCAAACCAGACCAGAGGUAUGCUCUCUAGAUCUCAACACCUCAAAACACGGCAUCUCCUCGUUAUGGUCUGAGAUUCAAUGCGACUGCGAUGCCAUGACCGGUAUCCCUGCGAGGGAGACAUCCAUCAAAACGAACUUGAAGGAGCUUGGACAAGUCUCUGACCCCGAGUUGAUCUCUCCUCCUGAGAAGCCCGACCAUCCAUCCAAUCCCUCACCUCAAAACAACCCUCAAUUCCGUCCAUCCAUCUCACCCCCAAUGAUGUGCGCCGUCUCAAUGCACACAUUCAUCGACAUGUCAAAAGAGGGGCAUGCCAAUGCAAAUCCUACAUUUCUGUUUUGUUUCUUUGGCGGGGGUUACAACGUCACACUCGUUGUCCUGAGUCGUGACAUACCUACAGCACACACAACACGUCAAACAACUGCCCUGCCCGGAUAGGAAACAUGGGAAGAACGGC
Neurospora hispaniola is the source of this 835-nucleotide messenger RNA. RefSeq lists its product as uncharacterized. Bases 226 to 816 code for a protein of 196 amino acids. Lineage: Eukaryota; Fungi; Ascomycota; Sordariomycetes; Sordariales; Sordariaceae. The transcript has 4 exons. The record is from RefSeq and is a predicted model, not a curated record.